GUAAAGUUAUCAAAAUGAGUUUCGGUGAAGAGGUGGUAAACAAUAAAGUUAUAGUGUUUUAGGCCAAUGUGCCUUCCCUGGAGAUUUUACACAUAUUGUACCAAUAAUUAAUAUAAAAUACCAAAUGCACAAUGCUUCCGAUGCCGUCAAAAAUUCGCUGCAAUUUGACGCAGAAGGCAGCGCUGAUAGACUACAUGUGUGGCCACCGUCAACUAGCUAGACAUGAAUAUGAUGAAGCCACAGCGCAGAGAGAAUGGUGCCGCUUGGCGGACACCCUUAACCAGGUUGGCCCAGCUAAGACUGUGGAGAAAUGGAAAAUUACAUGGCGAGACAUUAAAAGGAAAGCUAUAAAAGAAAUGAGACAAAAUAAUACAAGCGAGAUGGCUUUCAAAAUUCAAGAAAUUUUGAUGUCUGAUGAUGUUAAUGUGCAAGAGACAGUAUCUCUUGCACAACACUCGGCAAUCCCAUUCACUCCAGUAGAUUCUUACCAAGAUCUAGAGAGGGGUGAAGAUCAGAACCAGUUGUUAGAAGAGGAGGUAUCGAAUGAUCUGGAAGCUACAGAGUGCACUCCAGAUUUCAGUUCUGACAGCUCUUCAUCCAUACCCAAGAUGAAUAAAGUACGCUGCAACCAAGACCAAAUUCGCACUUUAGUAGACUGCAUGGCCUUGAAUCCAGGGAUGGCAUUUUCUGCCCAGAGCACUCCCAAAAAGAUAGCCGACUGGAAGAGGCUGCGACAGCUCUUGAACAGGAUGGGGCCUGCCAGAAGGACCAGGGCUUGGCAACACACAUGGCGGGAUCUAAAACGCAGCGCGCUAGAAAAACACAACACGCAUUCAAAGGGAAACUCUGAGAUAGCAGAAAAAAUCAUACAAAUCAUCGAAAAACACGCUCAAGGCACUAAUUCACCAAAUCACAAGCCGGCGAACGAUUUACAUUUACGUUUACCAUCGAAUAUCAAGUGUAUGACAGAACGCAAUAACACGCAAGGUAACUCAGAAAAGGACUUGGAGGAGGACUUGUCCCCUGGACAACGUGAUGCAGAAAAAUUGGUCCCUAAGCAACGAAGUCGGCAGCUUCGUAUAUGGCGUUCGAGCAACAAACAAAUAUUCGCUUUAAUGGACUACAUGGAGAAAAAUCCCGCUUUGGCCGUAGCCCAAUAUAUAUCUGAUACCCAAUGUCCUUACGCGGAAGAGUGGCGAAGGUUAAGCUUAUAUCUUAACAAACUUGGGACCUCUAAAAAAAGCACUCUGUCUUGGAAGCGGACAUGGCGCGAUCUCAAGAUAUCUGCAAAAAAGGAAGCAACAAAUGAACGGCCUUCUGAAAUAUAUCAGAGAAUUAAUAAAAUCCUAGAAAAUACAGCCCAAGAAGAUGUGAAAAAUAUGGAAAAUAUCGAAUUCUUAGACGCCUUACUGUUCGCGGCUGACUUUGAGCAGAUGUCCCCUGGCCAAAUGUCUCCUGGACAACCUUCCGGCCAGCCUUUGGUGGAAAUUGAAAAGGGAUCAGAUCCAAAUAUACAACUGAAAAUGCGAAAAAAAUCUGGGACUCCACCCUUGGCCGAAGCUAGUGAAAAACGUCAAUUGAGACGUUUUACAACCGCUCAAAAGCACGCUCUAGUAGAUUACAUGUCGACUCACCCCGUUCUAGCCUCGUCCAAGUACAUAGCCAUGAACGGGGACCCGCACAACGCUGAGUGGAGACUCCUCAGCAAGUAUUUGAACAAGAUUGGGACUGCUAAAAGUACUUAUGCUUGGAAACGGGCCUGGCGGGACCUCAAACAGACAGUUAUAAAGAAAAAAAUGGCUGACAAAACGCUUUUAGAAAUAGACAAGAAAAUACUAAAAAUUUCUGAACAGGAUCUCACAGAGUUAAACAUCGAAAUGUCUUUAUUGCUAGAGCAAGAAUUCGAUUCACUACCAGACCCAACCGACGGUAUGCCUGUCCUUUACUCGCAAUCACAACCAGACGUAAUACUAUGUGGCUCACAUGGCGACCCUGCCAAAACAGAUUCUCAAGAACAUUACAGACAAGAGUCAUGUAGCACACAAGCUCAAGAGUCUAGAGGAAAAGACAUGGAAGAUGUAGAAAUGUCUCCUGGGCAACGGAGUCGGGAAGUGUCUCCUGGCCAACGCAGUAUAGAGACGCGGUCUAGUCGUGAUUCUACCGUGCGACGUGUCAAUGGAAGAAAACGCAUUGUGUUGAAUAAAAGGAGAGUUCGUUGCACGCUGGCCCAAAUAAAUGCCUUCGUUGUUUACAUGUCUCGCCACCCGUCGCUGGCGCGAGCGAAAAGUGUCGGGCAAGACUCGCACGAUGAGUGGCUGCGGCUGUGUAGAUAUCUGAAUAGUAUUGAUACUACUGUGGCGCCUAAGGGUGUUCAAAAAUGGAAAACCACAUGGCGAACGUUAGUGCUAAACGCGCGCAAUAAAGACCUCAAGAAAAGCAAAUGGUACGAGAGGAUCUGUAGGAAAAUACUGCAAAUAGUCAACGAGAAAAAACCUGAUGCCAAAGAGAAACGUGUAGAAAAAGAUGUACCACAAACAAACAAAGACUGCAUAUUUUACCCCCCACCGCCAUCGCAGAACGUGUUUGAUCCUCUGAAAUGUGAACUAAGUGAAGAUAUUGAACAUAUACGAAAAGAAAAUGUACUUCGUAAAAUGUAUAUUAGAAGACGCAGUUCCAAUCUCCAAUUACGCGCCCUCGCUGACUUCAUAAUAUCCCACCCUGAGCUUGCCACGGAGCGUCUUAGCGAGAACAUGCCCGCCUGGGUCAAAAUCACUCGACACCUCAAUAGUUUAGGCCUCGCGAAAACUGUUCACGAAUGGUGUAAGACAUGGGCAGACCUCAAGUGGCGCCUCCGCUGUAAGGGACCCAUCAUUUGUUUGGAAGAUUUUAGAGAAAAAAAGCUACAAAAAAUCCUUGGGAUAACGCGCAGGGACCCAACGGAAAGAGACCUUUCUUCUGAAUCGGACGAAGAGAUUCAAAAUGCCCAUUUGGAAAAAUCCUAUGUAAAUGAUACUUCGCGAAGAAAGCAGAAAGGAGGAAGCGGUAGGUUUGGCUUCAGAAAGGAAAAACGGCAAUUCCUUGGGAAAUCACGCAGGGACCCUAUAGAGGAUGUACUAUCAUCUGAAUCAGAUGAAGAAACUGCACAAGAAUAUAGCACAAAGCCUAAGCCUGUACCUGAAGUCACAGUAACCCCGCGUGCCCCUUCACCCCGUACAGUCCUCUAUAAUAUGGCUGAGAUCCUCGCUCGAAACAACCCCAUGAACGAAAACAAUAGAGAGACAAAUAAUAAGAAAUCUACAACUGAAACUAGUGCUUCUAAUGAGACGAAUGAUAUUUUGCGGGAAUUGGUGCUAGAGUUGAAACGUAGCAACGAGUUGAAAACUGAACAAAAUUGUUAUCUCAAGGACAUUGCACAACAUCUAAAGGUCCCAAAAAGCACACAUACGAACCAAAAUGCAGAAGAUACACACACAGACAGUAAUGCUGAUAAUAAUGGCGUAAUUGAAAUUCCGAAACAAGAAGAGGAUGCAGAAGAUAUUCAGACUGUGAAUGAGGAGAAUAAUGGAAUAACUGAUGAUGAGAUGCCCGCAGAAAGUGCGCCUCCAGUGCCUGUCAUUAGACCAGUUGCAUUAUCAUCCUUGACUACAAUUAAUACACCUGGACAACAAUACAAGCAGUUGAAAAUUCAAUCUAUCGUGAGGACAGAUCCUAGAAACAUCAACAGAAGGCUCAUUCAAUUAAAGGAUGGCAGGAUGUUACUGAUGCCAACUAAGGUGCAAACGCAAGAGAAGCCUAACCAAGACAAAAAUGCAGAUCAGCUGUAUGUGCUGUGCCCUCGUAAACGAAGAUAAAACUAGUCGCUGAAUAGUUAUAAAUACAUGCACACAAAAUGUACUAAACGUAUGUUUUAAUAUAAGUAUUCAGUUUAAUUUUGUUAUUGUAGAUACUUAAGAUUAUCAACAUAUUGAUUAAAAUAGUUUACUAUA
Leguminivora glycinivorella is the source of this 3986-nucleotide messenger RNA. RefSeq lists its product as uncharacterized. NCBI's taxonomy places the organism in Eukaryota, Metazoa, Arthropoda, Insecta, Lepidoptera, Tortricidae. The coding region runs from base 132 to 3851 and encodes 1239 amino acids. The transcript is spliced from 28 exons. The record is from RefSeq and is a predicted model, not a curated record.